Molecule: messenger RNA, 2304 nt
Organism: Oncorhynchus masou masou (cherry salmon)
Lineage: Eukaryota; Metazoa; Chordata; Actinopteri; Salmoniformes; Salmonidae
Gene: hspb2
Product: heat shock protein, alpha-crystallin-related, b2
Exons: 3
Coding region: 8-511 (167 amino acids)
Biological process (GO): response to heat; negative regulation of apoptotic process; protein refolding
Cellular component (GO): nucleus; cytoplasm
Molecular function (GO): structural constituent of eye lens
Source: RefSeq, a predicted model, not a curated record
UUGAGUCAUGAUGGCGGAGCGGACGGUGCCUCAUGCAUAUCCCAUGAGUACUCAGUGUGAACUGAACUCUCCCAGAAGGAUCUACGACCAGAACUUUGGAGAGGCUCUUACCCCCCAGGACCUCCUCACCCCCACCCUGUACCAUGGUUACUAUGUCCGUCCACGAAUCACCAAGCAGCUAGGGCGGGGCUUCUCUGAUAUAGAGGCGGAGCCAGGGAAGUGGACCGUUCGAUUGGACGUGUGUCAGUUCACUCCUGAUGAAGUCACCGUUCGCACUGUCGACAACCUACUGGAGGUCAGUGGUAACCACUCCCAGAGACAAGAUGUCCACGGGUUCAUCAGUCGGUCGUUUACGAGGACCUACAUACUUCCUGUGGGUGUCGACCCUCUACUGCUCUUCGUCGACCUAUCACACGACGGCAUCCUCUCUGUCUCUGCUCCCCGGACAACCCCCGACCCGCCGUCCUCACACACGCAUAUCAUACACACACACACCGACAAGAGAACCUAGUGACGACACACAGACACAACCAAAAUACGACCUAGUGUCCUCUGUCAUGGAUCAACCCCAAUUCCCCCUAGGAUCAACCCCAACACCCUCUAGGAUCAACCCCAACACACUCUAGGAUCAACCCCAACACCCUCUAGGAUCAACCCCAACACCCUCUAGGAUCAACCCCAAUACCCUCUAGUGUCCUCUGUCAUGGAUCAACCCCAAUACCCUCUAGGAUCAACCCCAAUUCCCCCUAGGAUCAGACCCAACACCCUCUAGGAUCAACCCCAAUACCCCCUAGUGUCCUCUGUCAUGGAUCAACCCCAAUUCCCCCUAGGAUCAACCCCAACACCCUCUAGGAUCAACCCCAACACCCUCUAGGAUCAACCCCAACACCCUCUAGGAUCAACCCCAAUACCCUCUAGUGUCCUCUGUCAUGGAUCAACCCCAAUACCCUCUAGGAUCAACCCCAAUUCCCCCUAGGAUCAGACCCAACACCCUCUAGGAUCAACCCCAACACCCUCUAGGAUCAACCCCAAUACCCUCUAGGAUCAACCCCAAUUCCCCCUAGGAUCAGACCCAACACCCUCUAGGAUCAACCCCAAUACCCCCUAGUGUCCUCUGUCAUGGAUCAACCCCAAUUCCCCCUAGGAUCAACCCCAACACCCUCUAGGAUCAACCCCAACACCCUCUAGGAUCAACCCCAAUACCCUCUAGUGUCCUCUGUCAUGGAUCAACCCCAAUACCCCCUAGUGUCCUCUGUCAUGGAUCAACCGCAACACCCUCUAGGAUCAACCCCAAUAUCCUCUAGUGUCCUCUGUCAUGGAUCAACCCCAAUACCCUCUAGGAUCAACCCCAAUACCCCCUAGUGUCCUCCGUCAUGGAUCAACCCCAAUACCCCCUAGUGUCCUCUGUCAUGGAUCAACCCCAAUACCACCCGGAAUGAGAUAUAUGGAACGCAGACCUUGGGAGAUAGAACAAGGAAUGAAGACCGUGGGUGAAAGCAGAAGGAACAGAGACUGUGGGGGUUAAUAGACUGUGGGGGAUAGGAGACCGUGGCGCAUAGAACAAGGACCGUAGACCAUGGGGGAUAAUAGAAGGAACGUAGACCGUGGGAGACAGUAGAAGGAAGGUAAACCGUGGGGAACAGUGCAAGGAACGUAGACUGUAGGUGAUAGCAGACUGUAGGGGAUAGCAGACUGUAGGGGAUAGCAGACUGUAGGGGAUAGCAGACUGUAGGUGAUAGCAGACUGUGGGGGAUAGCAGACUGUAGGUGAUAGCAGACUGUAGGUGAUAGCAGACUAUAGGGGAUAGCAGACUGUAGGGGAUAGCAGACUGUAGGGGAUAGCAGACUGUAGGGGAUAGCAGACUGUAGGGGAUAGCAGACUGUGGGGGAUAGCAGACUGUAGGGGAUAGCAGACUGUGGGGGAUAGCAGACUGUAGGGAAUAGCGGAAUGUAGGGGUAGCAGACUGUAGGGGAUAGCAGACUAUGGGGGAUAGCAGACUGUAGGGGAUAGCAGACUGUAGGGGAUAGCAGACUGUAGGGGAUAGCAGACUGUAGGGGAUAGCAGACUGUGGGGAUAGCAGACUGUGGGGGAUAGCAGACUGUAGGGGAUAGCAGACUGUGGGGGAUAGCAGACUGUGGGGGAUAGCAGACUGUAGGGGAUAGCAGACUGUAGGGGAUAGCAGACUGUGGGGGAUAGCAGACUGUAGGGGAUAGCAGACUGUAGGGAAUAGCAGACUGUAGGGGAUAGCAGACUGUAGGGGAUAGCAGACUGUGGGGGAUAGCAGACUGUAGGGGAUAGCAGACU